This is a messenger RNA of Nothobranchius furzeri (turquoise killifish), 6891 nucleotides long. Its product is annotated as zgc:171566. Gene Ontology annotation, biological process: tetrahydrofolylpolyglutamate metabolic process. The record is from RefSeq and is a predicted model, not a curated record. Lineage: Eukaryota; Metazoa; Chordata; Actinopteri; Cyprinodontiformes; Nothobranchiidae. Gene Ontology annotation, molecular function: gamma-glutamyl-peptidase activity. Gene Ontology annotation, cellular component: vacuole.
CUUCAUCACGUGGUGCUCUGACGCAGGUAGAGUCACGGAGGCGGACAGAAGCAGCUCAGCAUCAUCGUUCCUCUCUAGCUGGACCUUGUCUGUCCUCCGUCAGUCACCCUCUGGUUCUGGAUCUGCCCUGAGUUCUGGACCAUGGCUGCAUCGGUGCUGCUGGUUCUGGCCGCCUGCAUGUGGAGCGGAGCGCCUCUGUGCUCGGCGGCCAGGAUCCUGCCGCUCAACCACCGACCCAUCAUCGGUGUGUUGGCACAAGAAAAUCUCCCAGAUGAUUCGUUUGCUCGUGGCUCUUCGUACAUCGCUGCCUCCUACGUGAAGUUCCUGGAGAGCGCCGGAGCCAGAGUCGUUCCCGUCCGAAUCAAUCGCACAGAAGACGAGUACACAAAGCUGUUCUACUCACUAAAUGGGCUGCUGCUGCCAGGCGGAGACGUUGAUCUGCAGACGUCCCAGUUCGGUCGAGUUACCAGAAUCUUUUACAACUUGGCACUGAGGGCUAAUGAUGCUGGGGACUACUUCCCUAUCUGGGGAACUUGUCAAGGAUUCCAGCAGCUCUCUGUCCUCACAGCCAAGAAAAACCUGCUGACGCUCACCAAUACCAAGGCCGUGGCUCUGCCCCUCACACUCACACCAGCGGCCCAGUCCAGUCGUUUGUUCCGUGGUUUUCCCAGAGAUCUGCUGCAGUCUCUGUCUGAUGAAAACAUCACGCCCAACUUCCACAGCUGGAGUCUUUCAAUGCAGAACUACAGUCGAAAUGCGAAGCUGAAGAGGUUCUACAAAGUUCUGUCCACAAACAGUGAUGGAGAGAAGGAGUUCAUCUCCACUAUGGAAGCCUACCGUUACCCGUUCUACGCUGUUCAGUGGCAUCCAGAGAAGAGCCCGUUUGAGUGGAUAGAUAAGCCGGGAAUGGUUCACACCACCUCUGCCAUAAGAACCAGCUUCUACACGGCCAGCUUCUUUGUCUCUGAAGCCAUGAAGAGUCGGCACCAUUUCUCCAGUCCUGCUGAAGAGCAAAAAGCUCUGAUUUACAACUUCUCCCCCAUCUACAGAGGUGUCAAUGCUGUCUUUAUUCAGAACUAUUACUUUGACUGAGAAACAGCGAUGAAGACGAAAGAGACCUGGGGUCAGUAACAGCAGGAUUUGUCUCCUUGAAUCAUUUCUGUCCAAAACCAGACUUGGUGGAGUUGUUUCUGUAGCCCCUGUCUCACCCAGAAGAAAACCAACACAAAGGUGGAUUUUAACAUGAAAAAUGUGAAAGGUCACUAAAGGUCAAGCUUGUAAAAGAUGGAAGAUUUAUUUGACCCACCUAAUCAUCCAUAAUGAGUUAAAAUAUUUAUUAAAAUAUUGGAUUACUGAGUUUUGUUUGGCUAAACUACCAGCAGCAGCUUUAAAGGUACAAUACGUAAGAAUUAUUCAGCGAAAAAUCAAAAAACAGUCUAAUGGAUCAAUGUUGGAAGCAAGGUUACAAUAAAACAGAGUUCCUUCUCAGCCGCUUUUGGGGGUUGUCAGACAUUACAGUUUUUGUCCGUUGCUUGAACACAUUUAGCAAAACUUAGCUCAUUGUGCCAAAAUUCUACACACAAGUAAACAUACCAUUCACAUCUGUCAAAUUGAAACUCGACUAUCAAAACCUAAACUCUGCUAUCAAAACUUAACAUUCCUUUGUCAAAAUAAAACUCUGAUGACAAAAUGAUACACACUUGCAUCAUGUGAAUACACUUUCAGAUUGGAAGCAACACACUAGAGUACUUUAUAUAAAACAGUGCAGUCUUUUAUUCUCACUGUUUUUAUUCUGUUCAUCAGUUAGCUUUCUGUGAAGCUCAAUGGAACACUGUUUUUGUUCUCAACAAAAGGUUUCCCCAACAAUCGAAAAUGAACGUAACAAAAAUACUACUGUAAAUAAAGGAAAAACUAGGCAAUUGUGCAUGAGUGGGAUCAUGGAUCCCGCCGUCUGUUUGGGUCUGGCCACAUGAUCUUGUCAACAUCACAAGCGAUAUUUUCUCCUGCUAAGCAACGGGGAAAAUAGCUCAUUGUGUGGCGAAUCCAUCCAUGGAUUGACAUUACCUCAAUGUCUCUGCAUGCCGCUUCCAUUGCAAGAAGAGGUAUGCGGGCAUGUGGUUGGCGGUCAUACAUGUGCCAUCUCCAAGCGGAAAAAAAAUUCCUUGAUUGGGUUUAGAAAUGGCGAGUAAGGGGGCAAGUAAACAACUUCAAAUUGAUCUUGGUUGGUGAACCAGUUCCGGACCAGAGCUGCCCGGUGGAAACUAACAUUAUCCCAGACAACAACAAACCUGGGCCGCUCUGGUCUGUCCCGUACAACUGCAUCAUGAAGUGCAUCUAGAAAUGUGAGUAUUUGUUGGGUAUUGCAGGGACCUAGAUUGGCAUGAUGAUGGUGAUGAUGAUGGUGGCACUCGAAGGCUUAUGGCAGCGCACAAUGUGAUGUUUCCCCCGCGCUGCCCUGAGACAUGCACUAUUACCCUUUGGUCAAUGAUAUUAUGACCCCGUCGUCUAUUUUUAGUGAGGUUGAAGCCAGCCUCAUCAAUGCAAAUCAAUUCAUGAGGCUGUGCAGCUCCAUCUGUGUCCAAGAGUGUCUGCAUUAAAAAAUAAUAAUUACAUAGAAUGGAUGGCUGGCAUUACUCAAAACAUACAACUACAGUACUACGCAUACAGAAUCCCCUCACCCAUCACACACACACACACACACACACACACACACACACACACACACACACACACACACACACACACACACACACACACACACACACACACACACACACACACAUGCCUGUAUCUCUGUGACACUGAUACACUGGCAUAGCUAUUACUGUACUGAAUUACAUAAAUACUGUAUUAUAAAUGUACAGUAAGGGACUGCAAAACUUACUUGGCCAUAUUCUUGUCGACGUCUUAUGACCCUGAAACCGUUCAUCUCAAAUGGGACCCAGUACAACUGCUUCAUUGCGAUUUGAUGCUUUGCCAAGACACGUUCGAUCGGGGUAAUGCUUACUCGAUUGAUGUUUGUGAAACCUGCCUAUCUACAAGUAUUUGUUAUCCUGGCCUAACAGAGUCCUCCUCUGUUUAUUUCUGCACAGAGAAAGGGUCUGGGAACUCUCCUAUUCAAAAACCCCACCCCAUGAGAAUUCUAACCAAGCCAAUCAGCGCUGAGUAGCGUACGUCACACACCGUAACGCCAAGUUUGUCAAACAUGGCGACUGAAGCGGAGUUCACUGCGGCUCUUUCCUCUGUUCUAAAUGACUUGGACACGUCUUUAAACCAACAAGUAGAAGCACUAAAAAGUCUUUCUUCUAAAGAAAGAUGUUUGCUCUGUCGCCAAACUCCGUUUUUGACUACAGCUGAAAAACUACAGCGUCACGGAAGUCACACACAGCGAUGCUCAGUUCCUCAUGAACAACAAAGACGGCAGCGGAGUUGACUGUGGCUCUUUCCUCUGUUCUAAAUGGCUUGAAUGUCUUUAAAACCACAAGUAGAAGCGCUAAAAGCAUUUCUUGUUCUAAAAAAAAAGAGAUGUUUGCGCCAUGGCCGGAAGACUUAUUUAUUUAUUUAUUUAUUUUUAACUAAAGCUAAAAAACUACAGCGGUACAGUCGGCAUUUCUGUCUUUUGUCUGAUUGGUUAUUUUUGAGCUGCCUAGUCCCGCCCCUCGAGUGCCUCUCUGAGUUACCAGACUCUUUCUCUGUGCAGAAUUAAACAGAGGACGAGUCUGGCAGGCCAGGCUAAGUAUUUGUUGCCGUAGCUGGUGGAGACGAAUAGCAUUGUUUGCGCGGACUAUUUUCACAAUGGCAAGUUCCUGCUGUUGGGUAAGCAGGCAUUGCCGUCCACCUCGAGAAGGUAUUCUAGUCAUUCUGUAGGAAAAAACAACCACAAAUUACAUUUGGUUUAGUUCUUUUGUACAAUACUGUAUACCGUACACAGUAAUGUGACAUCUCAAUGGUGCAGUACUAUGUACUGUACUGUAUUUUUCACAAAACUACCAUUUUUGUUUCUAAAGGUAAUGUGAUACAGUACAGUACUGUAAAUACUGUAGAUACAGUCUGGAGUAGAGAGUUGAAGACAUACCUGUUUUCCAGUCUAAAGGUCCUUAUAAUGGAAGCAACUGUGAACCAGCUAAGGUGUGGAUGGACUCUCUGCCCAGCUUCCCUCAUAGUCAGGCCAUGAUUGAUUACAUGAUCCACCAAAGUUGCUCUAAUGUCAUCGGAAGUAUUAUUCCGUACAUGACCUCUUCACGUCCACGUCCUCCUCCUCUUCCUCCACUAUCUGCUUGUCUUCCUCUACCUCUUGCUCUUUCUGCCUCCAUGCUUGCAAAGUUCUGAAAAUGGCUAAACUGAGGCCUAUUAAUGUCUGGCUGAUUGGUGUUGAGUUUUGUAAGUGUCUUUUCAGGUGUGUGUCUAGGUGUUUUCAAUCACCCAAUGUGUUUUGUAUUUGGAAGAAAUGUGUUGUCCCAAUGGUACCAUGAUAUUUCAUUUAUGAACAAAGUGUCUCAUGCAUGAAAUAGUGUGUAGUGCGCAGGAGUAAGUGUGUUGCAGAAAUGGAACUAAAGUGCAAAGCAACUUAAGGUAGGGAUGAGCCGGAUACUCGUUUCAGACGAGUAUCCGGUACGGAUAAAGCUUUUUUGACGAGUACGAGCAUGAAACGAGUAAAACUUGUAAAUAUCUGUAAUCGUGCUGAAGGAAAAUCCUCAUUGGGUAACUGACUGUCUUCACAUUCUGUGAUUGGCCAGUCAAAUAGAGCGCCCACCCCUCCCUACACACAAAACUCUGCAGCCGGGAGCUCACAGCUCAGUCCGCGUCCGGUCCAUCCACGCACACACACAGACAGAAACGGAUCUCUCUGUGCUUGCUUCACUGUUCACGUUUCUUCAAUAUUCCCUAUGUUUUCUUCAGUUUGCUUCUUUUUAAAGUUACUUUAAAGUGAUUUAAAGUUACUUUUUUUUUGUAACGUACGUGGUGCAUUUGACAAGACAGAGCUGAAAACGGCUCUGUCAGUCACUGCCUCCGCUCUGAUGUUUUUUUUCCCUCUCUCUCUCUCUCCUCUUCCUCAGGAUCCACUCCCUCUUUCCUAUUCACUCUCUCUCUCUCUUUACAUUUUUUAAUCACAAUUGUCUAUUUUUUGCUCAUUUUAAAUAUAUUUUAAUAAUUUUCUAAAUUCUUUUUUCUAUUUUUCAUGUUUUGUUUUUGUGAAGCGCCCCGUGAUUUUCAUCUUGAGAGGCGCUAUAGAAAAGAUCUUUUCUUCUCUCUCUCUCCUUUAAUUCAUGCACUUAAAUAUUAAAUGUUCUGAUUUUAUUGAAAAACUUGUUCUGUAAUAGUUCCUUUACUAUUGUGAUCAAAAACAUUUUAUCUCAACUCUGAGGCUGCUCUGUAAAUAGUUUUCAAAUAAACAAUACACAUAGCAACUUCUGAUCAGACUUAAAAUAACGUAUUGAUGUAAACCACACCCACUUCUGGUUAAUCUACACCCACUUCUGGGUUAGGCCACGCCCACUCAGAGUACAGAUACAGAUAAUUUAGAUGGUUGAACAGAUACAGAUACAGAUACAGGUAGUGGUGUACUCGCUCAUCCCUGGUAUAAGGUAUUGCACAAAAGCUUCAGGUUUUGUUACUUUCUUCUAAGCAUGUGUUUAUAGUGUUCAAGCAAUGGGCAAAAACUGUAAAGUUUUUACCAGAAAACCAAACACAAAUGGGAACAAGUGGAUAGAGAUGUCACUUUUAAUUUAUUUAGUUUUUGAGUAAUUUUUAAGGUGGAUAUAGCAUUUAAGGUGGUUGCAUUUUUAAAGAACUUGAUGGGUUUAAACAACCCUUUUAUGAGUUAAAGCUCAGAGGAGAAGAUGGGUUUAUUGUCCAAACCUGUUCGUGAAACCAAGGAUUACCUGUUAUGUUAUCUCUUGUUGAGUCAAAAAAAAAGUCAGAGGUUAUCCCUCCCACUGUCUUUAUGGGUAACCCCAUGAGGAAAGUUGACCAUUGAGCAGGAUUGAUGGUUUAUCCCUUGAGGUCCACAUGGCAGGGGUGAGGUGGUGCUCACUCCUCAUCCCUGCUCAAUGGUCAACUUUCCUCACGGGGUCACACCCAUUUGGACAGUGGGAGGGUUAAACAAAUGUUCAUUUCUGGUGUAUUUUGUUUAUAAACACAGGAAUCAGUGAUUAAACUCGAGAUGAGUCAUCUGUCACUUGGAUUAUAUUUUUGUGUGUUUUAAGAUCAUUUUCAUGAUUUAAUCCAUAAAAAAAUUUAAGAACAAUGCCAAAAAACUAAAUAAAUUGUUUUAUUUGUCUUGUGUGUUCUCAGUAAAGUAAAAACAAACAAAUAUAAAUGUCCUAUAUAAUGGAAUUCUGUUAUAAAUGUCUUUAUAAAGUUCUGUCAGCUCGUGGAUUUGUAAACGUGCAGAAGAUGCACAGCUGACUGUUUAAGAUGAUUGUUUAAUGUGGUCUCAAACUCUGUUUUAUGAGUUAUCAUAUAUUAAUCCUAAUGUAAUAGUAAUUUAUCUCAAAUUACUGUAACACAUUUCAUCUUACAAGACACUUGUACUAAUUCUAAAGCUCUGAAAUAAAAUUUUCUGUCACCAGAGUGAAACUAAUCCAAAGUUAGUUCGUCUAUUAGUUUGCAUUCAUUUUGCACAUCAGUGCACAUUUUCCUUCAGGUAAAUGGCCUAGGGGUUAACAUAUGAAGAAAUAAUCAACAAAGUAAAAUUCUUCUUUGCAGGAAACUUUUCUAGGUGUAAUAAAACAACUGUCCACAAGAUGGAAGCAAAACAUUGUCAAAUGUGUUCUGUUGCCUGCUGAUGGAAAAUAAUUAUCUGGUACUGGUGUUUUACCAUUUCCUGUUAGUGGGGAUUUAAAUUGGGUUGUAAUCGGACUGAAUUGGAAUAAAGUUUGAUGAAAAAUA